UCUCAGGAGGAGGUGGUUCCGGUGAAGGAAGCUGAAAUUCGCCUCGACUCUACAGCGCGCCGUCCAGCUACAGCGCGCGAUGCGGAGGCUGCGCCAGCGUCGCUAAUGGCAACCAGCGCGAGAGAGCGCGUCGGCCAGACGAACGGAGCGCGCGGGGGGACGCGUGUGAGCCACCUUUGUCUUUAACCAAACGAAAAGGGGGACACGGUGAAAAUAAACCAACGAGAAACAAACAGAAGAGACCAGGGUUUGGCUUCACGUCGCUCGUGAGGAUUUGGUGAUGAUGGCCGCGAGACUGGGGCUUUGGCUUGUGUGUGUGUGCGGAGCGCUGUGUGUUAGCGCGCGACAUUCCACCAAUGGAGGCGUCUUGGGGAAAACGAGGGCCUUGCGUGAUGAGAGCAGGUUCCUCGGGAAAGAAAGCACGGUACCGGUCCGGUUGGUUUAUCGCACGGAUAACGGACAGACCGCGCAUGACGUCCUGAGCACACGGGUGCGCGCGAACCCCGGCGCCGACCAGAAGAAUCAUUUGGCCCAAGCCAGUUUCCAGGUGAAAGCUUUCGACCAGACUUUCAUCCUAGACAUGGAAUUGAAUCAUGACCUGCUGUCGUCAAAGUAUGUGGAGAGGCAUAUAUCACAGGACGGGAAAUCAUUCAUCAUUAAAGGUGGGGAGCACUGUUACUACCAUGGAACGGUACGAGAUAUUCCCAAGUCCUUUGUGGCGCUGUCCACUUGCCAUGGAAUGCACGGGAUGUUUUUUGAUGGAAAUCACACGUACCUGAUAGAACCGGAUGAAGAGAGCAAGGAGAAUGAGCACGUCCAAGUGCACAUGAUCUAUAAAUCUCCAGGCCUCCAGCCUCCAGGGGAUUACAUCCCACCCCUUGACCUUGCAGAGUCGCCGUUCCAGAGUCCUCCACUCUUCACCGGAGCAGCACACAGGAGAAAAAAGAGAGAAGUGUUGCAAAGUUCCCACAGUGUCGAGGAUGAGACUAAAUAUAUCGAGCUGAUGGUUAUCAAUGACCACCUGAUGUACAAGAAGCAUCGGCUGUCAGUUGGCCAGACGAACAACUACGCCAAGUCUGUAGUGAACAUGGCAGAUUUUAUUUUCAAGGAGCAGCUGAACACCCGUAUUGUUCUGGUUGCCAUGGAGACCUGGGCGGCGGACAACAGGUUCAACAUAAAUGAUGACCCGAUGAUCACGCUGCGGGAGUUCAUGAAGUACAGACGCGACUUCAUUAAGGAGAAGAGCGACUCUGUCCAUCUGUUCUCGGGCAACCGUUUCCAUAGCAGCUGGGGUGGAGCCUCAUAUAUGGGAGGGGUGUGUUCACUGACCAAAGGGGGAGGGGUUAAUGAGUAUGGAAAAACAGAAGAAAUGGCCAUCACGCUGGCACAGUCUCUGGGACAGAACAUUGGCAUUUUCUCCGAUAAGAAAAGAAUACUAAAUGGGGAAUGCAAGUGCGAUGAUAAAUGGUCCGGCUGUAUAAUGGAUGAUGUUGGCUUUUAUCUGCCCAAGAGAUUCUCUGACUGUAACGUAGAGGAGUACCACAACUUCCUGUACAGUGGCGGCGGAUCGUGUCUCUUCAACAAACCCUCCAAGCUUUUGGACCCUCCAGAGUGUGGGAACGGUUUUGUGGAGCUGGGAGAGGAGUGCGACUGUGGAACUCCAGCGGAGUGUACUAUAGAAGGAGAGAACUGCUGUAAGAAGUGCACUCUGACUCAGGGCUCUAAAUGCAGUAAUGGGCUCUGUUGCAAUAACUGUCAGAUGGAGUUUAUGGGUGUGAUCUGCAGAGACGCUGUCAACGACUGUGAUAUACCAGAAAACUGCACUGGGAACUCCAGCCAGUGUCCUACAAACGUACACAAAAUGGACGGCUACACUUGUGAAAAAGAUCAGGGGCGGUGCUUUAAUGGACGAUGCAAAACUAAAGACAGGCAGUGCAAGUACAUCUGGGGAGAGAAGGCGACGUCUGCAGAUAAGUUCUGUUACGAGAAGCUAAACAUCGAGGGGACUGAGAAAGGGAACUGUGGGAGGGACAAGGACACCUGGGUCCAGUGUAAAAAGCAGGAUGUGCAGUGUGGAUACCUGCUGUGCUCAAACAUCUCACCUGCACCCAGACUGGGAGAGCUGCAGGGAGGCCUGACCUCAUUUUCUGUGGCCCAACAUAGUGCUUCACUAGACUGCAGUGGAGGACAUGUGAUGAUUGACGGAGACACUGAUCUGGGGUAUGUGGAGGACGGCACGGCGUGCGGCACUGACCGUAUCUGCUUCAACCACAAAUGCCUUCCAGUUCAGGAUUUCAACUUCAGCACCUGCCCCGGGACCACCGACAAGGUCAUCUGCUCCGGACACGGGGUGUGCAGCAAUGAACUGAAGUGUGUGUGUCACCUGGGCUGGGCAGGCGAAGACUGUAACUCCUCUUCACCACUCAGCUACCUGGUGGUGGGACCUACAGCGACAUCAUCAGGCAUCAUCAGUACCAACAUCAUCAUCGGUGCCAUUGCAGGAUCUAUUCUCGUUCUGGCUCUUAUACUAGCCAUAUCUGCCUGGGGCUACAAGAACUACAGACAGCGGCAAUUUGAAGAAUCUGAAGUGCAUCGAAGAUUCUGUCGACAAAUGCCACCGGGUGAUUACGUAAAGAAGCCGGGCGACGCCGAUUCGUUCUACAGCGACGUGCCGCAGGGCGUGAGCUCCAACUCAGGCAGCAGCUCCAAGAAGAGGUCUGCUUACCUGUCUCACCUGCAGAUCUACACCUCCAUCCCUUCCAUCAGCCAAAACAUCUCACUGUUCGGCUUCAGGUCCAAUGGCUUGUCCCAUUCCUGGAGCGAGAGAAUCCCAGACGCCAAGCACAUUUCUGAUAUCUGUGAAAACGGACGGCCCAGGAGCAACUCGUGGCAAGGGAAUAUUAGCGGCAACCGGAAGAAGCCGAAAGGAAAGAAGUUCCGUCCUCGUUCCAACUCCACAGAGACGCUGUCUCCUGCCAAGUCCCCAACCUCGUCCACGGGCUCAAUCGCCUCGAGCCGAAGGUACCCGUACCCGAUGCCACCGCUACCGGACGAGGAGAGGAAGGCCAACAGACAGAGCGCCAGGCUGUGGGAGACAUCAAUAUAGAGAGGCUCCUUGCGAUCACUCUGCAAAAUCUCCGUCAGGACUACACAUUCCUCCGCUUUUAUACAAAUGAGAAAAAUAAACCCCACAAAACGAAUGAAUGCGAACAGAAGAAUUGAAGUCCUCUAGGAUUAGCGGGUCCACGGGAGCGCGCUGGGACGAAGAGCACGGCCGUCAUCCUCUCAUCAUUGCAGUCGACCAUAAUGAAACAGAGGGACCGGUUUGUUGUCAAAGGUCAAAACCAGGCACCGCUGCAGUCAGUUACCCAUCCAAACGAGGCAGGGGAUAUCAGACUGCUAAUCUCGCCUCCUUUAUCCUGCCCUGCCUCCCUUUUUUGGGCCAAACAAUGGCCUGUCCCUCCCUCCCUCCCUCCCCCUUGUCCAGCACCAAUAAUGUCUUGUGAUUGGUGUCCUUGUUGCCAUGUUGAGAGAAGGUCAUCCAAAAAACCUGCUGGAUGUUAACAUGUUUUUCCGAAAGCACGUAGAAACUUUCCACUGUAUGCAUGAGAAUACAUGUUUAUCAACUCCUUGUAGUGCUAAAGACGACGACGAAAAACGAAUAUUUUAACAAGCAGGCUAGGGGACAGCAUGUCUCAGAGGGAAUUUCUGUAGGCUGGUAAGAUUUCAUUCUUUAGGCUUCUCUAUUCACUCAGUGUAUCGACGCUAACGCUAGCGAACACAUCCAGCCUUGCCAUACACGCUCUCAUUUCCUCACACGUGUAAAUAUGUAUAGCUUGACGACAGUGAAAUGUGUGAUUGUUUUUUUAUGCUUUGCUUUUUCUUAUCGCGCUUUUUAUUUUUUUGGGUUACUGAGUAGGGUUUAGAAGAAACAUCCGCCUUUUCUUGUUUGUACGUUCACUUUGAAUCGUCUGUAUAUCAGCCUUUCUUGUUAUUCAUGAGUUUUGAUUCAUCCGUGUAUUACCUGAAUCCGUAAAUGAGCUUUUUUUUUUCUUUCUUUUUUUUAAUCCAUUGGGUUUUGAAACAUACCUGAUGCUGUCUGUAAGAAUGAGGACGGCUCAUAGUGCUGGAGAAGUCACCGUUGACCUUUUGAUGCUUCAUGCUGACGGAAACAGCUGUAUAUUUGUUCGUUUCUUUUCCGACGAUACAGAACGAUGUUAUAAUCGGCCUUUGUCCGAAGUGCAGCCGUGAUCGUUUUCCGUAAGCCGUUGAACUUUUCAGUGUUUCAAUGUUGAGUGAAGUGUCAAGGGAUGCGACACUAAAAGUCAACCACGUUAGCUGGGGUUUGUUUUUUUUUGUCCUUUUUAAAUCCUUUAGAAAUAUUUGGAACAAUUUAAAGCAACAGUCUAUAAACUACAGAUCAUCUACCACCUUCUUGUAGAAUAAAUCGCAUAUAAUCUUAGUCUUACUGAUCGUUUUGGGAUGUUUAGGCAAGUCCAUGUGAUUUUAUUCCCAUUAAGUUUGUGAAAACAUCACCUACGACCAUGAAAGCAGAUCUGUAACUGAGGCCACAGCGUAGCUCGUUCGGAAACGAUGUUCGGCUGGAUUAGACGCACAAUAAGAUGUAAAUGCCGAGCAAACGGACAUCAUGCGGUAGCUUCGCAUGGCAGCUGGCAGAACUUGGCAAACUUUGCCAACGAUGCAUGCCCAAGCUGAUUUGCUUCACAAUGGAUGACUCGGAGAAGUUUCAGUUAGGGAUGGGCGAUAUAGACUUAAAACCGUAUCACGAUAUUUCGCGGUAUUUUUGUGCGGUAACGAUAUGAAAAUAGUUCAAAACGUUCAACACUACCUUUACGGCCACUCAGCAUACAACCUCGAGAGCCAAGCAAACCCAAACAUUGAUUCAAAACAAUAAAACUUUUUUAAAAAAUGAAAAAAUAAAAAAAUAAAUCCUGACCACGGUCAAACACUAAGCGAUACCAAUUAAACAGGCUAAGAAAUAGAAUACGAGUUUUAUUCACAAAUUAAAAUUCCAGUGAAAAAGCAAACUCUCGCAGGAUUUAUAAUCUAACCCCAGGAAAAAACAAAUGGAAACAAAUUUGUUCCGUAAAAGCGUAUAUAAUGUUUACAUAAUGCAAACUGAACAAGUCUUAAACUAUGCUUUAACAUUAAAACAGGAUAUAAACACAAUAAUGGUUCAAAUCAAGUGCAAGUUUGAAAUGGAAACACCAAUUCUAUUCGAUUUUAUUCGUAAACUACAUACUAGGGUUGGAACACCGCCUUGUUCACGUUCUACGUGAGAUGGUCACGUAACGGUGCAUAACCACGUCAUCGACUACAUCGUCAAUAUCGUAGGAUGACAAUUUCUUAUCAUUGUACCAGUAUAUCGUGGAUGAUACGAUAUGGCACAGCCCUAGUGUCAAUCAUCAUCUUAUAGUCAUGGAAAUCAUCAUUGUUAUUUGAAUAGUGCCACCUGCAGUACUGGAGUGCAGUAUGCGACAGCCAAUAAGAAACCAAGAGGCAACGGAUAUGCAAGCUUGUGUAGAUGGUUCUGUUUUUGCGCAACCCUAACAAACAUCGUUUCCACAUGAAUUACGCGGAGGCCUUCAGGCUUCCUAAGGAGGAAGACUCGGUCAAUGUGCUCAGUAUUGUACAUCAUAAACUCUUACCCACCUCAUCUGUACAUAACCUUCAUGUUCAUUAAAUCCUGCGUUCUGUAUUCACAGGACAUGUUCACUGUUCAAUUCUCCUCCCAUCCUGAGCAUCGAUUCACGCCGUAUCCACUCACAACCAUGUGUCCGACCCUUUCUUUUUCAUCCCUGUAUCCUCGUAUGUAAACAUUUAACCCAGACGGCAAUUUAAGUGCUUUAUGAUCAUUACUAUUUCAGUAGGUCUUUGUGUACACUGAUACGGAUUAGCACAGAUUUUUAACGCUUUAUUUUGUGACCAAGCCUUUUUACGUCAUAACCGUCAUAAUUUCCUCUCUCUUAUACACACACACUGUUUUUCUCAGCAUUUAAAAAAAAAAAAGUGCAUGGCUCAAUGUGGUGUUGAUUGAUGAAGGCUGAAUCCAAAGGCACCUGAAAAAAAACAACACAUCUCAAGCAAUAGAUUCAGCCCUUUCAGCACUGUCCUCGUUUAACACAGCUGCCGCGCCAUCCGCUGCGAAUACGGAACACAUAACGAAUACGUACUGAAAGGAUUCUCAGAGCAAACACACUCUUGAAUGUAAUUUAAGCCUAUGAUUACAGCACAACUGCCGUCAACGACACGUCUCCCUCCAGUGGCCAUGUAGGUCCACUAACUUUAUAUACACCACGUCAGAGUGAGGUGCGUAAUCGGCCACGUUUCAGGGUUGUUUUCUUUGGAGAACGUAAAAAAAAAAAAAGAAUCAUUUGUGAGAGGUCUGCACCUGCUUCAGGAGACGUCAUAAAUGCCUUAUGUUUGUCCGUUUCAUGAGGUCUUUUGUUUUUCGGACGCUAGUUCUCUACGAGGCUGUUUUCUUUCAUAGUAUGCUGUAUGUAAACUUAAUACAAACAAUCAGCACCUAUGUUUUUUCUUACAGUUAUCAUUCAGUAUUGUAAUAUAUUUAAUACAAAAUAAACCUUUCAUUGACACGAUAUCCGUGUGAUAUCGACUGACUGAAUGUGUUGUGAUUUAGACCGUACUGUAGCAGCGGUAAGUCAUUCACAAAUGUGUGAGGGUCUAGGAAAGCCCAUGGGAUUUGCCAAAAUUUGCCAAAAAAACAAACAAAAAAAACCCACUAUAUUUCACCAAAAACACACUAUAUUAACUUUUUAUGUUUUUUGGCUUUCUUCCUGCAAAGAUCAUGUGACCAAUCAAUUUAUUUAUUUUAUUUAAAAUUUGUUACAUGGUGGAAAUCACAGCACCAUUAUUAAACCUAUAUUUAUUAGUGCUCUUUUUAGCGUGAGACCGUUACUAUCCUGUUUUAAACGGUUUAAAGCCUACAACUAAUGACAACUUGGUGGAAAUAUGAGAACUAACAAAGCUCCACGAGUCUAAUAAAUAUCCAGAAUAUGAUUCAGUCCAGGGCCGCCAGAGCCACUGGGGCGAGCUGGCAUUUGACCCAGCACUUCAGGUAAUAAUGGACAGGUUCCGGUUUUGCUGGGGGGUGGGAUAUUUCUCCUGAAGGAGAUCUCCUAUGAGAAAUUAAAUGGUAAACCGCGCAUUGGUGCUCACUGGUGCUUAAUAACCGUGUGCUGAAUCAUUAUCGCUAACGUUUCAAUAUUUUAAGCGACGUAUGCACGUAUUCUGUAUUCUAACUCGAUUACAGGGACGUUCCUCAAAUCACAUUCUUCAAAUAAAGUAAGAAAGACUUUCUGGAAAAAGUCUAAAUGUUUAGCUAAACAGACAGUUACUACAGUGACAAACAGUCUAUUGCAGAAUGUGAACAUGUCUGAUUUUUGAAAACAUAUUUUAGAAUGAGUGUUAUCUAAAUCUGUGAACAAAUUUUUUUUGCUGAAAUUUUUGCUGUUAUUAGCUGCCUGAGGAGUAAAACACUA
Ictalurus punctatus (channel catfish) is the source of this 7523-nucleotide messenger RNA. RefSeq names its product ADAM metallopeptidase domain 22 (gene adam22). Gene Ontology annotation, biological process: proteolysis. Gene Ontology annotation, cellular component: postsynaptic density membrane. The record is from RefSeq and is a predicted model, not a curated record. The coding region runs from base 281 to 3106 and encodes 941 amino acids. Lineage: Eukaryota; Metazoa; Chordata; Actinopteri; Siluriformes; Ictaluridae. The transcript has 31 exons. Gene Ontology annotation, molecular function: metalloendopeptidase activity.